UCCAUCGUGCCUGUACUCGAUUUUGGCGAUCUCCACUUGAUAGUCGUAGCUUUAGGUCGCCCGCAGGCACACAAUCGAAACAUGCUUUAAACCGAUCCAGGUGCGGUUUUAGCUCCCGCCACUUAUGUUGACACGCGUUCAAGUUUUGACGCGCGUUUCCAACAUAUUGUUGGUAUUCCUAAAACGCUCGUGUCCAGUAGGUGGUUUGACCACGGCGUAGCGUUCGUUGUGCGCCAACUAUUGAUAUCACUAGCGCUAGCUCCUCCUCCUCGGUCCAGUUAACCAUUUUUGGUUUUUGGGUUGGUUUUGGAUGAGGAUUUGUGUUUGAAGAAAGUAGGUGUAAAAAAUUGGGGGUUUGGGGUGAGUAUUUAUAGGUAAAAAUUAGUAAAAAUUUUUAAAAAUUUGAUUUACAUAGCAGUUCCCGCCAUGGCCCACGGCUAGCCCAAACGGCUAUGGGUAACGGUCAUAUUUUGCUAGCCAAUCCCAGCCAUCCACAUUAUCUAGCUAAUCCGCACCACGCCAGGCUUUAUAGCCACGCCAGAGGGGCAACGCCACUACCCUGGCUGGCCCGCCGUGGCUAAAGCGGUGUUGAUUUGAUUUCCACGCCCCAAAUCCAAGCCCACACCCCAUGAUGUAAGUAGAACCUUUUCUUCCUAUCAACACAACACACUACCACUUAAUACCAUGCUAGUGAAUUUAGUGUUUGGGUUGAUCAUGUCUUAAAUCCAUGAACGCCUAUGUCGUAUGUCACAUGCCCAUACGAGGGUUGGUAAACGCUGACCUCAAUUCUUAAAAGCAGAAAAUAUUCACUUUACACUAGAGUAGGGGUGUGCAUGGAUGGGUUUGAAUUGGUUUUGGCUUAAACCUAUAACCUUAACUGCUAUGUCGGUUAAUGGAUAACUAUAAUCAUAACCAUAACCAACCGGUUAUGACAGUUAUGAUUAAUCGGUUUUGAUGGUUGGGGCGGUUGUGGGUGGUUAACCAUGUAUUUAGCCUAGCUAAAAAUAGCUUAAUUUUUUUAAGAUGGAAUAAAUUGUUAUUCAUAUUUGUAUAUAUAUUAGUAUAUUACAUAGUAUUAAAAAAUACAUAUCCGAAUAUUCAAAUAAAGUGAUGUGAUAUAUUCCAUAAAUUCAAAUAAACAUUCAAGCAAAACCGCAAAACGAUAUGAAAUAACCCGUAAAUACUAAAAAUCUUCAAUAAAAAGCAUCAAAUAUUUUUAAAAAAUGGUGAAAAGUCUCAAAUCCUACAAAGAUUUAUUAUAUGUCGGUUCGAUCCAGUUAUGGUGGGUAUGGAAACAUUAAUAACCGUAACCGACCCGCUACUUUCGGUUUUCAAAAAAACUAUUAACUAACCCACCGGUUUUUGAUAUGGUUCGGUUUUUUCGGUUCGGUUUUAUCGGUUAAUUCGGUUAUGAUUCGGUUAAUUCGGUUUUUUGCACACCCCUACACUAGAGGCACACAAAAACUAGCUUUGUGCUCAACCCUCUACCACCAAAAUAAUCGGUCUGAGCCACGUCCAACACGACGGUUUAGAAACACUUUAGGAUUCCAAACCUAAAAUCAAUUCAUAAAACGAGACGAACCAGUUUUUCCCAAACCACUUUAAGCCCAUGAUGAAAGAGACCGGGUCGAUUUACAAACCGAACCGGUUUGUGCCUAUACCGUGUUUUUACACCUCAACUUUACACUAUGGGCCAACCCAAAAGAAGCAUCCUUGUGGUCGUUGAGAAAUAAUAUAGAAAUUACGCGGGAGCCCCUGGGAAACGUUACCUUCCAUAUUCCCCUUUUUCAUCUCUCAAACUUAUAAUAACCCUAAUAACCCACUCUCAAUCCAUUCAUCAACACAACACCUACUGAUUUCCAUCACUUAAUCAUCAUGAGGAAUUCAAUCAACGACGAUGAUUCUUUCAGCUCCCGAUUCUUGAACCAUCUUCCAGUUGGUAGUUACAUUGAUCUGGAGGAUAGUGAAGAUGAGGAAGAGGAAUCGAAUUUGGAAAUGGUGUGUCCGUAUUGCUCAGAGGGGUUUGAUGCCCUAGGGUUGUGUGUUCAUCUUGAGGAUCAACAUCCACUUGAAAUUAAGUUGGGGGUGUGUCCUCUUUGUGCUAGUAAUCUUGGGAAGAACAUGAUUUCCCACUUGAUUAUUCAACAUCAAGGUGUUCUUAAAGGUCUUUGCAAGAGGAAGCUCCAUGACGAUGAUUCGUUUUCUAUAGUAUCACUAUUAAGGAAGAAACUGCAAGAACAUUCACGCACUCGUCAAAAGGAAUCAGCUUCUGUAACAUCUUCUACCAAUUCUGCAACUGAUCCAUUGCUGUUCUCAUUUGUCAAUAAUUCACCUCAAAGUCUUGAACCCCAAGCCGAUUCUUCUGCCGAGUCAAGCUCAUCAAAGAUCCUUUCUAAGUAUGAGCUAUCAGAAAGUAACAGCGACGGUGGCAUCCCGACUGGUUUUUUAUCAAGCAAAGACCAUGAAGAGAAAGCUCUGAAAUCUGACUUCAUGCAGACUAUGUUAUUAUCCACCAUUUUCACUGACAAUUUGUAACAAAACAAUCAAAACAUGUAGGGACUGAGUCUAGUUCAUGUUGUUAUCCCACACAAUGUAACCAGUUAGAUCAUAAUAUUUUGGCAGAUAAGUUGUCUAUGACGAACGGAAACAGCGUAUUCUAAUUAUUUGUUACUGCUGUAAAAAGUAGCUUCAUGAUUU
This is a messenger RNA of Helianthus annuus (common sunflower), 2697 nucleotides long. RefSeq names its product protein DEHYDRATION-INDUCED 19 homolog 4. The record is from RefSeq and is a predicted model, not a curated record. Bases 1876 to 2535 code for a protein of 219 amino acids. Lineage: Eukaryota; Viridiplantae; Streptophyta; Magnoliopsida; Asterales; Asteraceae. The transcript is spliced from 5 exons.